ACCGACCACCGACGAGGCACCGUAACCCGCAUUACCAGAAAAACAAGCAAAUAAAAUAUCCAAGAUCUACACAAUAUAGCACUGAAACGUGAAAAUAUAGUCUACUUGUCUUCAAAGUAAACUCCCUUCCUUGAAAAGGCUUGAGCGAGACACGUCAUCAUCACCAUCAUCAUCCGACCGGACGGGAAGGACACACCGGCUGCGACCGAAUAUUACCGAGGCUCCGGGAUCCCGAGCAGGUUUAUAGUAAAGCGUUAAUCAACGGAGCGUUUUUGCAACUCGUUUUUAUGCGUUUAUUUAUUAACUUCAUCAUAAAAAGAACCAAUUGUCUGUCGGUUAGAUGGGGAUUUUCAUACAUAUGAUAAUCAAAUGUGACGAUUUAACGCAUUAAUUUGAUUAUUUAUUUCCCACGAGAGGCAGAAAAUAGCUCGUCAUAGGGCGUUACGUAAUAGAGACAUUAUCCAGGGUGCUGAAACCAACCCAUGCUUGACGCCAACGAGGGAUUUUUUUUAAAGCAUUCAAUUGAACGUAUAUAUUUUGUGUUUUUUCAGCCGCUAGAGAGCUAGAGAGUCACUUUGGAUUCCGUUUCUCUUUUUUGUCGGCGAAUAUCAUAUGCAUUCCGUCUGUCCUUCCCCCUGAAGUUGAUUCUCGAGGUGGUUGUCGACUCUACCGGGAGAAAAUGUCUGGACAGACUCUGACGGAUCGCAUCGCCGCGGCGCAGUACCAGCUCACCGGAUCCGAGGUGGCUCGUGUCGUGUGCAAAGCCACGACGCACGAGGUGAUGGCGCCCAAAAAGAAGCACCUGGAUUAUCUGAUCUCAGCCACCAACGAGACAAACGUGAACAUCCCUCAGAUGGCGGACACACUAUUUGAAAGAUCCGCUAAUGCUAGCUGGGUUGUCGUGUUCAAAGCUCUAACCACGACCCACCACAUCUGCAUCUACGGCAAUGAAAGAUUCAUCCAGUAUUUGGCCUCAAGGACUUCCCUGUUCAAUCUCAGCAACUUUAUUGACAAAACAGGCUCCCAUGGCUAUGACAUGUCUACAUUCAUCAGACGAUAUGCACGGUACUUGAACGAGAAGGCAUAUGCUUACCGUGCGAUGGCCUUCGACUUCACUCGAGUUAAGAAGGGAGCUGAUGGUGUGAUGAGGACUAUGGCUCCUGACAAGCUUUUGAAGGCCAUGCCUGCCCUUCAGACUCAAGUGGACACACUGCUGGAGUUUGACGUUCAUCCUAAAGAUUUGAACAAUGGCAUCAUAAAUGCAGCGUUCCUGCUUCUCUUUAAGGACCUGAUUAAGCUCUUUGCCUCCUACAAUGACGGCAUCAUCAAUUUAUUAGAGAAAUAUUUCAAAAUGAAGAAGUCUGAGUGCAAAGAUUCUCUGGAAAUUUAUAAGAAAUUUCUGAACCGGGUGACCAAAAUCGCAGAGUUCAUGAAAAUCGCUGAGCAAGUAGGUGUGGAUAAGAAUGACAUUCCCGACAUCUCUUAUGCUCCUACCAGUAUUCUGGAAUCUCUGGAGGCACAUAUGAACAGUCUAGAGGGCAAGAAAGGGGAAGGGUCACCCACAAAGGGAUCACCCACCAAUAAUGUGUCUCCAACCUCCACUCCUGCCAAAUCAGGCGCUGCUGUCCCCACUUUGGAGCCACCACGCACUGAGGCCGCACCGGUCACCGAAACUGCCACUGAUUCUCUGCUGGAUUUGGACCCGUUGUCUUCCUCUGGUCCUUCUGUAGGAGGAGCAUCAGCUGCUCCCACAUGUUGGGGAGAUCUGCUGGGCUCAGAAAUAGGCUCCCUUACUACAGAGACUGUCCUUCCUGACCCAACCCCUGCAGUAGACUCCACCUCCUCAGCCACGCCCACCACCACAGCUGCUGAGGCAGCUGUUUCUUUGGCUCCUCCUCUUUCCGCUGCCGGUGCUUCCUCCGGCUCAGCGGUUCUCCUCGGAGAUAUGUUUGCGGCCCCUGCGGCUGAAACAGCUGCUGCUGCUGAGGGUGGUGCAUCAGCAACCACCCCCACUCCUGCUGCUGACAGCACUGCGCCAACCGAAUCUGCGGGCGCUGGAGAGGCCAAACCAGCAGCAGCUGCAGGAGGAGAUCUGAUGUCAGCUUUCGAUGGAUUGGGUGACAUGCUAAUGCCAUCUAUAACUCCAAAAGCAGCAGGGGCCACCUCACCGGUCAAACCCAUGGGAGGAGACCUGGACUCAGCUAUGGCCAACAUGGCCAGCAAUUUGGCAGUGGGGAACCAGAAACCGGGUGAAGCAGCUGGAGGGGCGAACUGGCAAGCGCAGACUUCCCCUCGCAGGGUCUGUCCUGUCAUGGGAUCCCCAUCACCGUUUGGCAUGCCUGGUGCAGGAGCUGCUCCUAUGAUGCCUGGCUCACCGAUGAUGGCCACACAGCAACCAAUGAUGAGGCCACAGUUUCCCGCAGGAGGAGCCCCAGGACAACCGAUGUCUCCAGCAAUGGCCCAGAGUCCCAGGAAGCCCCCCCCUUCUAAAGAUCCUCUCGCUGACCUCAGUAUGAAAGACUUCAUGUAAAUGAACAGCUGGUUUGUCACACUUAUUGUGCAGAGCUGAUGAAUCAAACAUGUGUAUUCUUUCUUCCAUUCAUCACAAUGAGGACCUCAGUCCCUCCUUUCUCUCUCUCUCUUUCUCUUCCCUGUCUGUUGUUGUAGCACAAACCGUGAACGUGAAUAAGUACAUGUGUGUAUGUGUGUUUGUAUUUCAAUGUUCUCAAUUACUUCAGAUCUAUAUAUGAAAAAUAAAAAAAAGAAAGAAACACGAGGAGAAUGGCAGAUGCCAUCUUGAAUGUGCAUCUGCAUGUCUCUUAAGGAUAGAUGUGCGUUAAUUUUUCCUGGGCUCGCUUUCUGUGGGAAAUCAAAUCAAAAGUGUGACGUUUUCUGUGGAAAAUGUUUUUUUUUUGCUGUGGUGAAUAUAACUGGGCCGGUCUGUGUCAUCAUCAGUGGUGUAUUAGUCAUUUUUGGACCAUGGAAUAAUUUCUGUGGGAACAAUAUCAGCGUAUUAUGAGUUAAGAUAGUGUCUCAUGCACAUUGUUUUUAUCAAUGCUCUGAUUUUAUUCUUUUUUUGUAUCUAUCGAUUUUGAGUCACAUGCAACAUGUGACUAUUUUAUGAAAAUACAUAUGCAUUUUAAAGUAUUUUAAAAUACAGAUUGUUUUGAAUAUCCUUAGUUUUUAUUUUGAGAUAAAAAAAAGGUUGAAUAUAUUUUAGUUAUGUCAGAAGUUUACUUUGCACACUAUAUGGCUAGUUAGUAAUUCCUUUUGUACAAAUGUCUGUGUACAUCACAAAGCACUGAGCUGAUGCCAGUAUGUACAAUAUAAUAUCGCAGCAUGUAAUUCCUCUGUUGAGCAAUGGGGAUGCCAUUGAGCCAGAUCAGAUUCUAUCAGCAGCAAGUUCACCAACAUCUUAAUCAUCAAAUCAGUCUUAAAAGAAUAGUUCAACCAAAAAUUGUAAUUUGCUUUAAAUGUACUCACCCUCAUCCAUUCCUUCUUUGGAACAAAAAUGUAGCAUUACAUCACUUGUUCACCAAUGGAUCUUCUGCAUUGAAUGGGUGCCAUCAGAAUGAGAGUCCAAACAGUUGUUAAAAACAUCACAAUAUUCCACAAAUAAUCCGCACCGAUCCAGUCCAUCAGUUAGCAUUAAAGAAAAAAACAUGUUUGUAAGGAACAAAUCCAUCGAGACAGUUUUAACUUUAAAAUGUUGCUUUGUAUGUUAAUAUAAAAUUGCUUUCUCCAGUGAAAGCCUUGUUUAAACUCUCAUUCUGAGGGCACCCAUUCACUGCAAAGGAUCCAUUGGUAAGCAAAUGAUGUAAUGUUAAAUUUCACUAAAUCUGUCCUGAUGAAGAAACAAACUCGUGGACAUAUUGGAUGUCCUGAGGGUGAGUGAGCAAAUGUAAAUUUUUUCAAUGAGCUGUUUAUUUAAUAUAGGACUAAAUAUACCUGGCUGUCUAAUGUGAGUGAGUGUAUUAUUAAUACUAUUGGCUACAAGUAUCAAGGAUUUCAAAGGGAUGAACGGCAGUUUAAUGGGACAGUAUUGCAUUUUAUUGAUGGCUGUUUUUUAUUUCAACUGAACAUUUUGUUGAUAUAUCUUAUUUUUGGAUGGAAUAACACCCUCUGCCCCUCCCACCUUUGUGCAUGUUAGUCCUGUUGAAAUGCAAUAAACAGUGAUCUGGAGAGAAACAUAA
This is a messenger RNA of Carassius carassius (crucian carp), 4193 nucleotides long. RefSeq names its product clathrin coat assembly protein AP180-like. Gene Ontology annotation, molecular function: SNARE binding; 1-phosphatidylinositol binding; phosphatidylinositol-4,5-bisphosphate binding. Gene Ontology annotation, biological process: clathrin-dependent endocytosis; synaptic vesicle budding from presynaptic endocytic zone membrane; clathrin coat assembly. The record is from RefSeq and is a predicted model, not a curated record. Lineage: Eukaryota; Metazoa; Chordata; Actinopteri; Cypriniformes; Cyprinidae. The coding region runs from base 680 to 2530 and encodes 616 amino acids. Gene Ontology annotation, cellular component: clathrin-coated vesicle; synaptic vesicle; extrinsic component of presynaptic endocytic zone membrane. The transcript is spliced from 24 exons.